AUGGGUUCAAGAUCUCCACAGAGCCCUCUGAUGGGAGGCAUUGUUGAUAGACCACAGUGCGCAACUAUUCACGAUGCCUCAACAGGAUCCGCGGGCGAACUUAACGGGGACAAAAAAUACCAAUAUAGCAACCGCCUCCUUUUGCCAGUCCACUUCGACGAGGCCAAAGGACCAGCCAACGACGUCCAAACGGCAGAAAACAGAGUAAUGCUUAACAAGGACCACUGCACCAUAAUUCAGGGCCUCCUAGAGUCCUCCAACAGUACCCCAAAGGAACAAGUCGUUGCUGACUUAGGGCAGUUCCAGAAACUCCUAAAUGAGAUGCUGCAACUAACGGAAGAUGUCACAGUCCUAGAGGCGUUUCGUCUUGGUAGCCGUACAAACGCCGCUCCACGGACGCGACCACGACCCCUAAAAAUUGUCGUAUGUAGCAAUGAGCAGGCGAAUCUAACCCUUUCCAGGUGUUUUUGACUGAGACAUUUCCAAAAUGGAGUGUUUUUUUAGCCAGACAACUCACCUGCCGAGAGAAUGGAACGCCGGGAACUUGUCCUAGAAUUGAGAACACGGCAAAUCAACGGAGAAAAAAACUUGGUAAUCUAUAAAGACCGGAUAGUCAAACGACAUUCCGCUCACCUCUGGAUCAAGCCGAUCCGAAUGACCCCACAGAUACCCCAUGCGCCUGUGUCUGAGUUGAAAAGAACUAUCUCAUGAACUAGAAACUCAUAUUCAUAAAUACUUACACGCAAAGUGUACUUUCGAAACUGGAUGAAUUCCGUAUCCAUACCUUCGACCUCCACCCGGACGUUAUCUCAAUAACAGAAACAUGGGUGUCCGAACAGGUUGAUGAUAGGGAGCUCAUGCUCCCUGGAUUUCAACUGCUCCGCAGAGACAGAGAAAACAGAAGGGAUGAAGGCAUAUCAACAUUUGUUAAGAACGGCUUGUACGUUUAAGAAAAAACUGCCAAAUUAUCUUAUAGUACGGAAUCGUCAUGACUGACCAUAAGGGCGCCUGGCUCUCAAAGGCUCGAUAUGUUGACUAUAUAUCGCCCCCUAGGAAUGACGCUGACGCUGAUGCCCAAUUGUUGAAGGAGCUCAGAUUAUUUUCAACGCGGCCGACUACCCUCAUCGUUGGGGAUUUUAACGCACCUCACAUAAACCGGAUCUCUGCCUCAGCCGACUGCUCUGAAGCAGCAUUCGACUAGCAGCUACUGCGUACCUCCGACAAUCUGCUUCUCAGCCAGCACGUAAUGUCUCCAGCGAGAGUUCGAGAGGGUAACAACUGAACUGCCUCGAUCUUGUGUUCACCAAGUCGUCUGACAACAUCGACGUUGUGAAUCGCCUCCUCCCGUUGGGUCAGAGUGACCAUGUAGUUCUCAUGUGGGAAUACACCUUAUCCUCCCUGUCUGCGCAACCGUUCGAUUCCCGACCCAAUAUUUGGCGCGACGAUUUUGAACAGAUGAAAAAGGAUCUAAGUCCUAUCGACUGGGCAUCCACUCUCGUCGACGAUAUCGAAGAGGUUUGGUGUCAGCUCAAAGAGAUAGACCACAGCCUCAUCUCCAACCACUGCCCCGGCAUGCGCAGAAGACUAAUGAAUAGAUCCCGUUGGUUGACUUCGUCCUUAACAAGAAGAGAAAGCUAUGGAAAAGAUCUCCGACUGACCGGACGCCUGAAUCUCUAAGCAGUUAUUAGAAACAGAGAAAUCGGGUCAAAAUUCUCAUUGUCAGAGAUCGAAAGCCUUUGAAAAGGAUCUUUUGAACCGUGUCAUGAUUAAUUCCAAAGCCCUUUACAGCAGCAUAGGACAGAGCACAAGAAACAAAGAUCCCAUCCUACUGCUGCGAACGGCCGAGGGAACGGAAAUCUCAGAUGGCAAGGAUAAGGCUGAGCAUCCCUCGCAGUUCUUCCGGUCCGUCGUGACAAGUGAACCGAAUUUUUUCUCACCCCCUUGUGCAGACGAAGAAACACCGACCCUCGAAUCCGUCUUCUUCUCCGAAACAAUCAUUCAGAAGGAGUUACUAAAUCUAAAAGAAUCGGCCUCCCCAGGCUCUGAUGCAAUCCCGACCAAGCUGCUGAAGGAGUUAGCUCCCGAAGUGUCCAAGCCGUUAGCCUUGAUCUUCCAAACACCAUUUGUUACUGGAUGCCUGUCCUCUUAGUGGAAGCCCGCUACCAUCACUCCGCUUUUUAAGGGAGGAAGUCGUGUGUCUGCGACUAGCUACAGGCCAGUGAGUCUUACCUUCAUCUGUUGCAAGAUCAUGGAGAAGAUCAUUAAGAAGGCCUUGAUGCAGUUCCUCGAUCAGCGCCACCUCCUCUCCGAUAUCUACACGGCUUUCGAAGUGGUAGGUCCUGUGUCCUGAAUCUGCUCUUUACGCUCGAACGCUGGACCAAAGCACGCGAGGAAGGCAAUGUGUUGCACGCCAUCCACAUCGACAUCAAAAAGGCCUUCGAUAGCGUCCCUCACCAACGUCUCUUGCACAAACUGCGCAACGCUGGAAUUCGUAGAUGCCUUCUUGUACGGAUCCAGAGCUUUUUGGCUGGACGGUCCCAGUGAAUGCAGGUCGGGCGUUAACAGUCGUCAGAGGUAAGCGUGGUGAGUGGCGUCCCACGGGGCUCAGUCUUAGGCCCCACGUUGUUCCUCGUUUUCAUAAAUGACUGCGUCGAGGACAAAGUCUGUGAUGCCAUCCCAUUUGCCGACGACAUAAAAUUGUGGAAAGCUGUUCACAAUGCGGCAGACGCAGACCACCUGCAAGCAACCUUGAACAGGCUCGAGAAGUGGUCGAAGCGCUGGCUUAUGCCCUUCAAUAUAAGCAAAUGCAACUUUCUUCAACUCGGCAGCUUCAGAUCCUCCAGCACACCACUGCAACAGGUUGACAGUCAGGACUUCAGUGUAUGGAUUACAUUUUCACUCAAACAAACACUGCACUGCGUGAGGGCGGCUUAAUCGGCUGCGGCUACAUUGCAACUCAUUAGGCGAGCCUUAACGGGAUUUUACCCUGACUACUUUUCCAAACUAUUUGGCCCCUACGUGAGGCCUCAUAUAGAAUACGCCACACAGGCGUGGAGACCCUGGACUGCCAAGGACUAUACCGUCAUGGAGAAGGUCCACAGACCGGCGACCAAAAUGACACAAGGUCUGGGAGCACUGCCCUAUGAAACCAGACUGUCAACUCUCUACCUGUUCCCCCUUUCCUACAGGCAAUCACGUGGUGACCUUAUACUAACAUGUCGCAUUAUCAACGGCCUAGACUGUUGUUUAGAUUCCACUGAUUAUUUCGCUCAAGCUAACAUGCCCACUUUGCGCGGUCAUCCCCCAAAACUACGCUGAGGGAAAGCAAGGAUCAAUGGACGAAAGUUCUUUUUCUGUAACAGAGUGGUUGCAGCGUGGAGUGCCCCGCUCACCGAUGUUGUAAUCUCCUCCUGUGUGAAUUCCUUUAAAUUUAGACUGGACGCGUAUCAAGCUUCCCAAUUACCCGCCUCACAUCCACUCACAUAACUCGGUACCAACUUUUACAUGUUUAUGCUACUUGUAAUUAGUAAGUAACAGUUAAUAACUACUCGUUUUCGACUAACUGCCGGCUGUCGGGAUCCAUCUAAACUUUCGAAUACUCGUAUGGAUGGCUGCUGUGCAUUAAGUUGUAUCUACCUAGCAGGAAACCCACGACUGUUAUUGCGGCGUUAAUGACAGGAAAAUGAUGACGAGUUGCAAAAAAUACCGCAAUUUUCACAUUUACUUUCAAAUUUUCGUCCGCCACAUAAUGCUUGUUGUGACACCAUCAGGGCCAACGCUAUGAGCUUGACGAAGACGCCGAAUCACAACAGCCACAUCUCACAGAGUGAAAGUUAUAGUUUUGAGAGAUGCUCCGGCCAAUGCCUGGAUGGUCGGAAGCGGAGUGGUCGAUUUUUAAUGAAUGUUUUGAACAGAAAAGUGCUGAAACUAUCAGCGGUUAACUGGGCAUCAGCUAUAGGAAUCCCGAAAGCGUCUCGGAGGGCGGGAUGCUGCGUCUUUCUGUGAGUUCAUACUUUUCGAGAGAAAAGUUUCGAGAUAUUUAACGAACGGUUUUCAAUGAAUUGGACCUCUUCGGCUAACUGUUUUUCUUCGGGCAAUCUCUUGGCCCGCUCAAAAAUAUCACAAAUACCCACACCUAGCUAAUCUACGAUACCUGUCACAUAACCUAACCUCACCCAACACAGAAUAAGGGGGCGACGUAGACACGACGACAGUUCGAACGUCGUAGACAGCGAUGCCCACCUCUGCCUCAGGAGAUGUACACAGCAACAAAAACCUGCAUGUAAAUUUGUUUGUGGUGAAGCAGAAUUGCGCUGCUCCCACUCACAGUAGGUGGGCUAACUCAUGAAAUGUCAACCGGAAUACUGAAAUGCGUUUUCAUUUCGAAAAGAUGAAUAAAGGAAGGUUGUAAAACCAAUCGUCAUGCAGCAUAAUUCUAUCAUAUUUCAGUUACCCUAGGAUGCCGGCUUUCGAGUGAACUUCCUUUCGGCUGCAUGCGAAACUACACUCUGUAAACAAUGGCUACUUAAGUAGCCUGUUUUUUUUUCUUAUUGAUUUUCGAUGCCCCUAAAAGUCUAAUUAUAUUUCAGGGAAAGAUGCAUAAAAAUAUUCAUUCUUUUGCCCAAUCGGUAGAUACUUACGUCGUCUUCCAAUCUAAUAUUUGAAGGAGGGACAUUAUUCGGUUUUAAAGAGUUUCUAUUUGUGGGAUUUUUAAAUACCGUGAAGUGGUCGUUCACAAAUCUUCAUGUCUCUGCAUUUACCAAUGAAGCUUGCAAAUGUAACAAUAUAGAUCAAAUCCACUGCUUAAUUUUUUGAACCCUAUAUGAUCUCCCUUUAUUACCGUAGAUAAAUGUGCGGUUUUCCGUAAGCGGAAAAUAUACGGCCUGUAGUUUUGAAACCGUGAAUCCAAGUGCAACGGUAGAGCGGGUUCAAAAUUAUUCGGAAAUUGGAAAAGUUUUUGAAAACCGAAGUAUACCCUUCCUUCGAGUAUAAGGUUGGAAGAAGACGUAAUGUUCUACCAAAUGAGCUAAAAAAUGAAUAUUUUUAUGCAUAAUUUCCAUGAAAUAUAAUUGGACUUUUAGGGGCAUCGAAAAUCAAUGAGAAAAAAUCAUACUAUUUAAUUAGUCAUUGUUUACAGAGUGUGGUUUUUGCAUGCAGCCGGAAGGAACUUCCUUCGAAAGCCGGCACCCUGGGGUAACUAAAAAAUUAUAGAAUUAUGUUGCAGGCCGACUAGUUUUACAACCCUACUUAAUUAAACUUUUCGAAACGAAAGCCCAUUUCGGAAUUUCGGUUGACAUUUCAUGAGUUAGCCCACCUACUGAAAUCUCUUCUCUCUCCCAUCCUCCUUGCUCAGCGGUUGACAAGGUCAAACAGUCCGUUCGCGCGUGCCUCGCACGACCUGGUCAUGCUGAAUUUAGUGAGAGAUAUCGGUUUCCCCUGUAGGCUUUUGUACAUUUUUGUACAUUUUGCUUGCGACGAGUAUGUCUUCCAUUCGCUUACGCCUACAUUGACGACAUACUCGUCGCAAGCUCUUCGGCAGAGGAACAUGCCUCGCAUUUACGCCUCAUAUUCGAUCGUUUCCAGCAACACGGUUUGCAAUUAAACGUCGACAAAUGCGUUUUGGCGUUAAUUCUCUCGAUUUUCUUGGCCAUCACAUCGAUCAGCACGGAAUAACUCCACUUACAGAGAAGGUGCAAUGCAUCUUGUCUUUCCCUUUUCCCAACACACUCACUCAGCUGCGACGUUUCAUAGGCCUUAUCAACUAUUACAGACAUUUUAUUCCCCACUGUCCGGCAAUCCUGGCUCCCUUGACUGACCUUUUGCAGUCGAAAGCAAAACCUAUUGAACUUUCACCGUCAGCCCAGACAGCUUUUUAGGAAGAGAAGAAGGCUCUUGCCGAUGCCACCAUGCUGCACCACCUCAGCUCUGACGCUCAUGCACAGCUCAUUUUGACCACUGACGCUUCCAGCAGUGCUGUCGGCGCAGUCUUGCAGCAACAGGUGAAUAGCCAGUUGCAGCCUUUAGCUUUCCUUUCACAGAAGCUACAACCGGCGCAGACUAGCUACAGUACUUUCUCUCGCGAGGUCCUUGCCAUCUACCGGACCAUACGUCACCUUCAACACCUUUUAGAUGGCAGAGACUUUUCGGUCCACCCCGACCACAAACCUCUCACUUACGCCCUCAAGGCCAAGCCAGAUCGGUACUCAUCCACGGAAGUUCGUCACCUGGACUAUAUAUCGCAGUUUACUGCAGAUAUCCGCUACGUCCGAGGCAGCGACAAUGUCGUUGCUGAUGCAUUAUCCCGUCCGGACAUCAACACACUCACAUCCGAUUUCGACCUGGCGAUGCUUGCAGACCUCCAAAUAGCAGACGAGUCCAUCGCGGACUUACGUACGUCUACUACUCUGCAGCUUCGAGAUGCACCACUUCCUGCGUCACCAGGUACGAUUUUGGGCGAUUGGUCCACAGACACCCCUCGUCCUGCUGUUCCGCUACCCUAUCGUAAGGUCGUCUUUGACCACUUUCACUGCCUUUCCCACCCUGGCAUCCGCGCCGGACGUAAGUUAAUUGCGGCUCGUUUUGUUUGACCGAAGAUGAAUUCCGAAAUUGCUCUUUAAACCAAACAGUGUCAGGCAUGGCAGAAGAACAAGGUGCAUCGGCACACCUUCUCCCCUCCAAGUACCUUUGCGGUCCCGGACGUUCGAUUUAAUCACGUUCACUUGGAUUUACUCGGACCGUUACUCCCUUCACGUGGGUACACACAUAUCCUGACGGCAGUUGACCGUUUCACACGAUGGCCGAUUGCCGUUCCUAUCUCGGAUACCUCGGCAGAAAAUAUCGCCAUGGUUUCUCUGACCCACUGGAUCUCAACUUUUGGUGUUCCCGCCACCCUUACCACUGACCGCGGAAGUCAAUUCCAAUCUAGCCUCUUCCGUCAGUUCACUAGACUGCUCGGAUGUGCGCAUAUCACAACCACGGCAUACCAUCCUGCCUCCAACGGCCUCGUUAAGCGUCUACACCGCCAACUCAAGUCCGCACUGAUGUCCCAAACAGAGUCAGCUACUUGGAGUGUCAAUCUCCCUCUUGUGCUUUUGGGCAUCCGAUCUUCUGUCAAGGAGGACAUCCAAUGCACUGCCGCCGAACUUGCGUACGGUGCACCCCUCCGUCUGCCCGGCGAAUUUGUGCAGCCUUCCACGACAAACACUAACAUCCCGAGCACCUUCGUACAGCAGUUGAAACAACGCAUGGCUCAACUGCGUCCAACCCCCACUCGUAUGACAUCGAAACAUGUGUUUGUACAAGAGGACCUUAAAUCUGCCCCCCCCCUUGUUUUCGUCCAGCAUGACGCAGUGCGCAAGCCCCUUUGUCCUCCCUACGAUGGCCCAUAUAAGGUCGUUCAGCGGAAAGACAAGUUUUACGUCCUUCAGAAGGCUGAUAAGACUGACACGGUCUCCAUUGACCGCCUUAGGCCAGCCUAUCUGGAGUGCCUCCCGUCGACCAGUGCGCCAUCCAUCCCCCCUACUAUGUCCUCACCCGAUACACCCACUCCGCUCACCUACCCUUCAUCACCACACUUGACCAUUCUACCCACCCAACCGGAUCCUCCUCCUACACCACCGCCCAUGUCAUCUCGUUCCGGUAGACAUGUCCGUCUUCCCGCCAAACUUAAAGACUUUGUAGUGUAA
Molecule: messenger RNA, 7685 nt
Organism: Spirometra erinaceieuropaei
Lineage: Eukaryota; Metazoa; Platyhelminthes; Cestoda; Diphyllobothriidea; Diphyllobothriidae
Source: the annotation of a GenBank genome assembly